AUGAUGCUGGGUGAGUGUUUAAAAGAAGCGGUGGAUGAACACCGACUGAGCUGCAGUUGGCAUCAUGGGGUGUCAUCUAACGAUCCGAUUACCGCUGGAAGAUUUGGCAUAUUUUUCAAACUGCUUAUGGCCUUCACACGUUUUCGGAUGACAUCUUUAUCCCGGCAGCUUGAAGGUCUCAAAGUUGCGGCUUCGUCGCAACUUGGUGUUGAGCGACCAUACGUUUCUCUUCUAUUUGACCGUAAAGAAGCCGCAGCAUUGUACAAAGAAGAUGUUUUAAAGAUUGGCCGGUCUGGUAUUGCACAGCUACGAAAGGUUGAUCCAAUGAUCAUAAUGGAAGAUGAUGAGGAGGAAUUGUUUGCUGAUACAGCAUUAACUGUGCAACGAGCUGUUCUUUCUAGGGCAGAGAAUGAAAAAUUGGAUAAAGUUUUGGAAAGGGUUUUGAUUCGGAUAUCACCGUAUUUACUUCAUUUCGCAACUCAACAAGUCCUCGAGUGGCUUAUAUUCCGCUUUCAGAUUCAUUCAUUCAACGGGCAAAAACUCUUUAUAAUUUUUCUCCCCUUCCAUAAUACGAAGGUUUUUGCUCGGUUACUCUCAAUUCUCGAUCUGAAGGGAAUAGAGUAUGAUUGGGUCAGAGAAUACGGGAAAGCAGAGGCACCAAUACCAUUCGAAUCCCUGGUUGCAAAAUGUUAUUCUGCGAAUCAUUCUUUGUUAUCGAUGAUAUGCCAAAACAUAGAAGAGGCUAUUAUGCUCGUUGGUGAAGAUUAUGUCGAAAGAAAUCUUUCGCAUUAUUUCGCUUUAUAUGCAAAACUCGAAAUUUAUCUGGUCAGUGACUCGUCAAAGAUUAAUGACAGCCUCAUUUCGAAAAUCUUGCCUUUUCUUGCAACCAGUUUGAAGUCAAAACUAAUGUCAUUGCGACUUGAGGGUCUCAUGGUUUUAUCCCAGUUAUGCAUAUCUGUCUCCCUGACACAGGAGAUCCUUCAUUCAUUGCUAAAGUUGAUAAUGAUGAAAAUUAAUUCCAAAACAUUGCAUUCAAGUGUCGCCACUAUCAUCUUGAUCUGUCAGAGGCAAAAAAUAAAAAGUCUGCCGCUAAAAGGUGUGAAAAAGCUGGUACGGAAAGAAGAUGAUUUACAGAUUACCCCUCAUGUUGUUUCUUUAAGUCAUGAGACUGAUGUAACAAAAUUUCUUUCUGCGCUUUGGCAUACGGCACUUCCCUUCUUUCAAGAAAACGUCGACGAUAACGAUCUGCAAGAAAAGUUGAGCACUUUCUUGAUCCGUUGUUCUGACCCUGAAAUCCUUGAUGAGGAGUUGAUAUCAGUGUUUUUCAACUUAAUUUUUGAAAAUCUUGUUAGUAUUGAUAAAAAAGAAGUUUAUCCAGAGGACUUCCGCAAACAUGUUCGUUCGUGUGUUCUUUAUUUGUUAAUGGUCAUCCGUUCUUUUGAUGUUUCGGAGGCAUUAAUGUUUAACAAGAGAUUUGGUGUGCAAUUCGACUCAGUUUGUGUUGAGUGGAAACUAAGGGAGAAAGACGUAGUUGAAAGAUUUUUAACCAUUUUUAAGGUUGAGGCUCAUGAGGUUGGUAACUUAUUAGGAGAAGUCCCUCUUCCAAAGAAACGACGUCGUCGUUCUAGCAGUAGUUAUCGGAAAAGUCUGGAUAAAAAUGAAGGUUUGGAGGAUGGAAAGGGACGUGUUUCCAAAUCGAAACUAAUCCAACUGCGAGUGGUCGAAAGUCAAGUUGACGCUCUUCGUGGUCCAUUGCGGAAGGAGUUUCAUGGGAAUCCUUUAGAAAAGCUCCUACCACUUAUUGAGGAAGAGGACUGGGAGGAGGCUUCUUUGGGCCUUGAGAAAUUGUCUACUAAAAACUUUAUAAAGCAGUAUGAAGCAAAUGACUUCGAGGCGUUUAUUGUAACGAUGAUAAAGUGUGCCACUACUAGUGCUCUUCCAAUCAAACCGAAUAUUCGCGAUGCUCUAGCCAAGCUUCCAAUAACUGGUGAUUUUGCCUGUACGCUAAUAAAGAAGGACAGUCAGGAACCGUUGCAGAAACGAGCACGUGGGCGUCGCGUUAGCCAAGCACCUUACUUCGCAAAUGAAAACCAGUCUGAUUUUCAGAAGCGUGUGGUUUUUGUUUUGGAAGUAUUUAAUGCAAGUAACUCUGUGAAUACUUCUUCCAACCUGCUAUCUGCUGUUUUCUCGCUACUGAGGGAUUUGAUGGAGCGGGGAGCAGAGGACGAUAAAACUAAAGGCUAUUUGGAAAGGCUUAUAUUUUCUUUUCUUGUGCGGAUUAUAAACAGUCCUGUUAACUACGUGGUAAAGAAGGAAGAUCUAGAAAUGGAUUAUGUUGUGGAAGCGGUUCGGAAUACUAUGGAUCAACAUACACUUCGCGAUUGUUUACGUUUACUGGCUGCGGCUGUCAAAGUGUCGCCGGCAGAUGUUCUCACCAAAAUAAUGUCUCUCUUUACCUUCAUGGGUUCAGGUCUGCUGAAAAAGGACAAUGAGUUAACUCUUGCUACCAUUGAAGAAACAUUAAGCCUUCUUUUUUCCGCCAUUGUUACUGGUGAUGUAAGCUGUGAAAUAUUCUUUUUUAUAAUGUUUUUCUUAGUGAUCUCGCAAACUAAAAUGAGUAAUUUUUUCUAUUGGUAUUAUGGUUUUUUGAAGGAAAAGGUAUUCUGCGAUCGUCUUGUCUCUAUAUCUCGGAUUUUUGCUGCUUCGGUUGCCGACAUUCCAGCUCAUCGAAGGCAGCGUGUUUUGAAGGCAGUUUCCAAGGCGGCGACUGCAUCGCACGUGUGGACAGUUAUUGCUGUACUAUUUGAACAGUAUUGUGUGAAUUGGCAGCGAAGUCAUCUCGGCAAAGGUCGAGCAAACGUAGAGCAGUAUGAAGAAAUGGCCAAUGAGAUGGUUUCUCAAUUUAGCGGCGCAGAACAGCUAUUAUGCGCAUUAAACUUGGUGGAGUAUCUAGUUUUUAUGGGGAAUGACACAGUUGACACAGAACGUAAAAAGAAGGCUACUCCGACUUCUUGUUUCUAUGAAAAGUUGUUUGACCGCUCAAAACAUUCUGUACAAAAACUAAGGCAUUAUCGGUUUGCCCUGAUUGGCUGGAUUGCGAGACUUUUGAGCACUAAAGACUUAUUUGAUAAGGUAGCAUUUAGUGAAGUUUGCUACCGCAGUUCAUUUUACAAACUUAUGGGGAGAGAAUACGGAGUCUCAAAAAAUCAGCAGUUUCUGUACCUCUGUGGCAUAAACGAUGAUGACAUGUACGAUCAGCUGGUUGUUGUCGGAAAGCGUCUUCUGCUUUGUUCUUUGGAAUUGGAUGAUUUUGUCACAAGUGAAAUCGCCGCAUCUUCUUGUAAUAGGUCUAACCAAGCGAACGAAUACGAAGCACGCUUAUUCCGGAACCUACUGCCUGCAAGCGUUAGUGGUCGUUUGGUGGCUGAUAUAUUAGCAGAUGAAAAUGUUGAGUCUAAAAUGCGUGACAAGGCUUUGCAGUUAUUAAACGUAAAACUGAUGCAAGAUGGUGUGUUCCACAAGGAUGGUGGAAUUGAAACAAAACACUUAAUUAGCUUUGCUGGAAAGCUAGUCGCAUGGAUUCAGCCUGCCGAAGCUAAAGACGAGGUUGCACUUUGUCAGAAUGCCGCUUUCACUUUACGCCUUUUGGCGAGAAGGCUACCGACGGCAGAAAGUUCAUCUGUUUUGACGGAGUGUGUUGAGCAGUGCCUCAAUAUUAAUUCUAACUGGCUAAUAAAGUCAGAAAAGAUGUUAAUAAAUUUGCUAACACGGAAGGAAAAAUGUUGCGAGGUCAAGAUGGCUCCCCUAAAUGCUUUCUUUGAUUCUCACCAACAAAAGUCAGAUAAAAUCAGUGGCUUUCAACUUCGAGAAAUAUACCAACUGGAACGGUGGCGUAGUUUAGAUGAGGUUAUGGUGGGAAAUAUUUUCCUUCUCGUAGCCGAACUGUUCAAGUCUCAUAACAUGCGUGCUACUCUUUUGGCUUCAGACGCAGUUGUCCGCAUAUGUUUGGAAACUAUAACACAGCAGUUAGAUAGCAAUUUGCCUUCAAAGGCUGCCGAUUUAGAAGAAUCUGGGUCUCAGAAGAUUGAAAGUCGUAGUGAAAGAAGAAAACGUAUUGCUCAGCAGUCAAUGAGUGGUCGUCGAAUCAGUGAGUUUUAUCUUACUUUUCUACUGCCGGAAAAUAAUUGCGUAAGUGGAGACGCAUGUCUAGUUUGUGCUUUGACUUGUCUACACCGAAUACUGGAUCAAUUUGGCCAAUACAUUUCUGCUCAUUUUACUACUAUUUUCGUGAUAAUGUCGCAGUUAUGCGCUCGCUACGAUUCUCUUUUUGAAGUGAUUGCUCCUGGCGAUAAGUCUGCUGCAGUCAAGCCAUCACCAGUGCUUACUAGGAUUUGCCAGAUACGAAAGAUCUUAGCCAAAUCAGAGUUACGGCUUGUUGUAAAACCAUUUGAGGAAUCCUGCCAAGAGCUGUUGAAACAGCCAAAGGCUUUGGUCUACCUUUUCUCCCUUUACUGUUCGUGUUUGGAGAUUAAAGAAAGAUCAUCGGUAGUGAAAGUACUUGGAGCGUUUUGCAAGUUUAUGUUUGCUGCUUUUCGUCUUCGAGCUCUUAACCCUACUGCUGAGAAGGGAUUUAAAUUUGGUACAGUAAAUCACUUUCAGAUGUAUGAGGUUAUGGUUGAUUGCGAAGGGCGUAUGAUCAACUCACUAAUGUCUGUGAUGGAGUGCUUGUCUGAAAACGACGUCAGGCCCAUUGUUAGUGAGUUGUUGAAGUGGAUAGAACCAGCUGUAGGAUUUCGCACGAAUAAAGAAGAUCGUUCAUUUAUUGUUACUGCCUUCAGCGUUGUUAACAGGUUUUACGAUACCUACAACACACUUGCUUUACCACAUGUUGGACGCUUUUUUGAAUUAGCUCCUAGAAUCCUUACAGAAAUGAAUUGUAGGAAAACAGAUAUUGACUCUCUGUUAUUCUUUGGAAAAAAAGGGACAUUUGAAGCAUUGGAAGGUGAUUCGCUUAUUACUUUAGUUAUUGAUUUUGUUGGAAAAUGUGCUAAACACCAAGAGUUUUUCACAAGUGAACGGGCAAAAAUGGUUCUGGAAUCUCUGGUAGAUGAGCUCGAAAAUACAGCGAUAUCUGGUCAUGAAGGACGCUGUUCACCACAUCUCGCUGAUUGCCUCUAUAAUGUCGCUGAUACUUGUAAUGACUUGUGCGUUUGCGUAUUCCUUGAUAAGUUUUACAUCCUUCCACUUAAGGAAACUAAGAUUUUUCUUGCGAUAGAAUUUCAGAUCGUGAGAUAUCGUACACUGCUUCUUUUGGAACAUAUGUUUUCCAAAAUGGGGGAAGCGGUAGCGCCACUGUUACCUUCUGUCCUACCAUUUUUAAGCGAACUGUUAGAAGGUGAUGAUGAGAAUAAGAAAGUAGAGGAUCAAUGUGAUAAGGUGCUGAGUAUUAUAAGGCAAAAUUUUGGGAAAGAAAUUGCGGACGAUUACAGUAUCGUAGAUUGA
Messenger RNA from Enterobius vermicularis (human pinworm), 5502 nucleotides. NCBI's taxonomy places the organism in Eukaryota, Metazoa, Nematoda, Chromadorea, Rhabditida, Oxyuridae. The record is from the annotation of a GenBank genome assembly.